AUGGGAAACAACUCUCAACAUAUUGAUGGCUUGCUACAACAAUUAAACCAAACAUUUCGGAUGAAGAACCUGGGCUCUCUAGCUCAGUUUCUCGGAAUAUCUGUACAGCACACAGAGAAAGGGCUCAUACUACAUCAAGCAACAUAUGCAGAACAAAUUUUGAACAAAGCAGGUAUGUUCAACAGCAAGAUGGUCUCUACACCCAUCAGUUUCAAAACUGAUAGACAACCAGAUUCUCCGGCAUUUGACAACCCAAAGCUCUAUCGUCAACUAGUGGGUGCACUACAAUAUUUGACAUUAACAAGACCAGACAUUACCUAUGCUGUUAAUAGAGCUUGCCAGCAUAUGCAUCAACCGACUGUAUCUAACUUUGAAUUCCUGAAAAGAAUUCUACGCUACAUAGCCGGUUCCAAACAAACAGGAAUUCCGAUUGGUGCAGAAUCAUUGAAACUAAGUUCCUACACCGACUCCGACUGGGCCGGAGAUUCACAAGAUAGGAAAUCCACAACAGGAUAUUGCAAUUUCUUGGGAUCUACUCCAAUCUCAUGGUGUGCAAAGAAGCAAACCACAGUGGCGAGGUCUUCGACCGAGGCCGAAUACAGAGCCAUUGCGUUAACAACCACUGAGAUCAUUUGGCUGAGGCGGCUACUUGAAGAACUAGACUGCAUACAGGCAAAACCGACACCAUUGUAUUGUGACAAUACUUCAGCUAUAGCAUUAGCAAAUAAUCCCGUAUAUCAUGCGAGAACAAAACACAUAGAAAUUGAUUGUCACUUUAUACGAGAAUGCAUCAAAAAUCAGUUCAUACAAGUGCAUCACAUUGCUUCCAAGGAUCAGAUAGCUGAUUUAUUUACCAAGCCUCUUUCCAUUUCUCGCUUCAAGCAACUCAUUACCAAACUAACAGUUCCGACUGAACCAUUAGUUUGCAGGGGAAUGUUGACAGCUCAGCAAGAAUGGAAAAACAACGAAAACAAAUAG
Messenger RNA from Dendrobium catenatum, 978 nucleotides. RefSeq lists its product as uncharacterized. The coding region runs from base 1 to 978 and encodes 325 amino acids. NCBI's taxonomy places the organism in Eukaryota, Viridiplantae, Streptophyta, Magnoliopsida, Asparagales, Orchidaceae. The transcript has a single exon. The record is from RefSeq and is a predicted model, not a curated record.